Messenger RNA from Candidozyma auris, 1608 nucleotides. RefSeq names its product Mid1p (gene MID1). Gene Ontology annotation, molecular function: calcium channel activity. The record is from RefSeq and is a predicted model, not a curated record. The coding region runs from base 1 to 1608 and encodes 535 amino acids. The transcript has a single exon. Gene Ontology annotation, biological process: calcium ion import across plasma membrane. Lineage: Eukaryota; Fungi; Ascomycota; Pichiomycetes; Serinales; Metschnikowiaceae.
AUGACCCUAGCUAGCCUCGGAACCUUUUAUAAACAGCGUAUAGACUAUAAUGAGAUGAAAGUUGCAUUUAAAGCCUGGAUACUACUACAACUACUUGGAGUCUGCCUCGCCAUUUCAGAUUUUCACGUAGGCAGAGAGAUCGCCGCAUACAGCCUUGAUGAUCACAGUGACCAAUUGUCUGAGGUGGAAAAAGCCCUUGAUAGGGGUUCAGAAGGAUUACAAGAAUUCACUCCUAUCCGAAAUACGAUCAAGCAAACAGAGCUUCAACAAUACUCCUUCAGUGUCAACACAAGUACAGGGUUAGGCGCUUACUACGAGUUUUUAAUCUUCAUAACCGGUAACAUAUGUGAUCAACCGGAUGACAUGCUAGCAAGCGGAAACCAAAGUUUGGUAGUUUAUUAUUCAUUUAACGCCUCAAUGUUCGAUAACUACGAGCUUGGGACCAUGGUACACUUUGAAAAUGGGUAUUUUUCAGCAUUAGCGGAUGUUCCUAUUUCCAGCGGCGAGGACUCGAUAUUAUAUAUUGGUGUUCGUGCUCCCGAGUCCACAAAUCUUACUGCAACUUGGUCUUAUGAGAUUGGAGUGUCUCAGAAUGAUCUUGUUUACCAAUGGGACAAUCGAUCGUUUGCGCAGGUGGUGGACACAGACGAUAACCUGGCACUUAUAGUUACUGGUAACUUAUCGUCGAAGGCUGAUCUGAAGAUAAGCGACUUCAAUACAUCGCUAUCAAACUUUCAGCUUUUCAUCUACUCUUACGAAGAUGCGGAUCAUUUCAAAUACUUGAAUAGCUCUUGGUGUGCAGUGAGAAAUGGCCCAGCUCUCCUUAGCACCAACAACUUCAACACUUCCUACACUACUCGUGGUGGUGCUCUUCGACAGCAAUUUUUUGUUGGAGGGUUGAACGCAAGUACUAAGUAUGUGGGAUUUUUGGUUUCAGAUUUCUCGGGGUCGAAGCUAGGCGGUGCAGUGUAUUCUAAAUUCGAGUUUGAAACUAUGAGCUCAUCUGCGUGCAGCUUAAUUUAUGACCUAGAGUUUUGUGAUGAAGUUGCUUAUUCGGUACCGGCUCUGUCAUUAGACCAUCUCGCAGAAAGAAGUUCCUUGGCUGGCAUCUUCGAUGACAGAGCGAAAAAUCUUUAUGCCAAUUUCUCAAAAGCUUUACAACAGAUCGCAUGCAAUACGACGAUGGAUGCAAUUUAUUCACCAAUCAGGACUUGUACGGAUUGUGCAAGGCUGUAUAAGAAUUGGCUAUGCUCAGUGACCAUUCCACGUUGUUCUACGAGAAACAUCACAGGAUAUGUCGAGAGACAACCCAAUGAAUCUAGAAACACUUUCAUCACAGAUGAGAUUGUACCUCCUCAAAACUACUUCGAAGUUCUUCCAUGUGUCAACGUUUGCCAGGCUAUCGUUCGUGACUGUCCCUCAAACUUUGGGUUUCAUUGCCCUAGAAAGAAUGAAUCUAUACGUCUUUCUUAUUUCUGGGACAUAGGAGCAGAAUACGCCACUUGCAACUUUCUUGGUGUCCCUCACGCAGUUAAGAGUGGUGCGUCUCGAGCAUCUACUAUCCUUUGGAUGGUCCCCAUUAUCAUUCACUUCCUAUGGUUUAUUUAA